Molecule: messenger RNA, 940 nt
Organism: Castor canadensis (American beaver)
Lineage: Eukaryota; Metazoa; Chordata; Mammalia; Rodentia; Castoridae
Gene: Rangrf
Product: RAN guanine nucleotide release factor
Biological process (GO): regulation of membrane depolarization; heart contraction; protein import into nucleus
Cellular component (GO): nucleus
Molecular function (GO): guanyl-nucleotide exchange factor activity; small GTPase binding; transmembrane transporter binding
Source: RefSeq, a predicted model, not a curated record
ACGGAUGGGGAGGGGGAGCUAGGGCGUCACAAAUCCUAAACCCAGAACAGACCUGCCAGCCAGGCCGCGCUGACCCGCCCAGCGCGGGACUGGGGCUGAGCUCCCACGAGCAGCGCCGCUGGGCCCCGCCCCCCAGAGUGCGGGCGCUGAUUGGUCAGCGCGACCGCAGGGCGGGGCCGAAUCGUGAAAGUCUGGGAGCUAAGCAAGCCGGGAGGAGUCGGUGGUGGCUUCGAAACCCCGGGAGGUGAUGCCACUAGGCCCCAUAUGAGUUUCCUUAAAAACUCUCUAAUGCCCUAACUCUAGUCCCAGGAUCAUGGAGCCCACAAGAGACUGUCCACUGUUCGGGGGAGCCUUCUCUGCCAUCCUCCCCCCUGGGGCCAUUGAUGUAAGCGAUCUCCGGCCGGUCCCGGACAACCAAGAAGUUUUCUGCCAUCCCGUGACUGACCAGAGUCUGAUAGUGGAACUUCUGGAGCUGCAGGCCCACGUGCGGGGCGAAGCGGCUGCGCGGUACCAUUUUGAGGACGUUGGUGGGGUGCAGGGGGCUAGGUCCGUGCACGUGGAGUCUGUGCAGCCCCUCUGUUUGGAGAACCUUGCCCUGAGAGGCUGCUGUCAAGAAGCCUGGGUCCUCUCUGGCAAGCAGCAGAUAGCUAAAGAAAAUCAGCAGGUAGCAAAGAAUGUGACACUGCAUCAGGCCUUGCUGCGGCUGCCCCAGUACCAGACUGAUCUCUUGCUCACCUUCAACCAACCCCCGUAAGGAGGAAGGAAAGAGCAGAAUUCUCAUCAUUGGGUCUCCAGGACAAUUAGGCUGGGUGGGCAGAGCAGAGAGGUUGGCUGGUGGAGGCAGAAGUGGGCCAGAGGCUUGGGGUUACAGACACCUGGGUUCUCUGGGGACCAGGAGGUGGAAACUUCCAAAUCUCAAUCCUGAAUGUUCUUUCUUCCU